AAAAAUCGCAUGUCUCAAAAUAGACAGCAAUUUUUAUUGGCGAUGAGCGUUGUCAAAAAAUCGCCUCAUGUAAAGGCAGCUUAAGGCUGUAAAAGAAAAGUUAACCUCACGAUUGGGCAUCUCACCGGUUGAGCAAAUCUCAACUGGCAAUACCGUAUUCAUAAACAAAUAGAACAGCUGUUUUUCACAUAUUUUUCUUUUGUUCAUCCAAACGACUUUUAUUGGACUUGAAGAGUUUUUGUUAUCCUGGAUUAAACAAACAUCGAUUAAAAAUGGACAAUUCUAUGGCACCGCUACAGGAGUUGCUCACUGACAUGGUAGUGCCGACACAGCGUGCCAACAUGAACAUUAAUCCCGAACACAUCACCAUGCUAACCGGAAGUAAAAGCAAAAAACAGCUCAGCCGGAAGCGUGUCAAAGGAAAGAGCUCCACGCUUACGCGCCGCGAAUACGCCAGCCUAGGGCUACACACUUUGCCAACACGACAAAUGCUGUAUGAAGAAGCUUUACCGCUACAUAGACUUUGGAAAGGUUACAUGCGUGAACACUUGGGACUACGUGAGGGUGACACGGUUCCAGCCGUGCACGAGCCAGGUUACGAUGCAUUCAGUAAAUUGUUGGUAAAAACAGAUCUGCAUGGCGCUAUAUUGCGUGUGGUAGAAUCGAAGUGCGCAACACUUGUGGGGUUGACGGGCAUUGUAGUCUUGGAUACGAAAAAUAUGCUAAAGCUCUUGGGCAAGGAUCACCGUAUACGAUCGGUGCCGAAGACUGAAUGCGUUUUUGGUAUGCAUUUUGGGAAUAUGGAAUUUACCAUUUUUGGCAAGCAUCUAGCAUUGCGACCAGCGGAGCGAAGUGUGAAGAAGAUCAAGAAUUUCAUUGAACCUUUUGAGUUGGAAUAAAAAAACCUUCAUCAAUGAGAAUGGCGGCGAUGAUGUGGAAUAUAUAGCUGCAUCGAAGUCGUUUUUCCAACUAGCCAAUAACCGCAUUUAAUUGAAAGCUGCUGCACGCAACAAGAUACAAUAAUUAACUAUUAUAUGUUUAAUGUUUGUUAGCGCAGCGGGUCCUGGAUUGGAAGUAACGUUAUAUUUAAUUUGUUCUCCGCAGACUUCACUAUUCACAAGCAAAUUUAUAAUUUCUCUAGACUGUCCUUUUCACUUUUUAAUCGAGACAUUUCUGCCUAUGUUUUCCGCAUUGACUUUAUUGUAUUUUUUUGUUAA
This is a messenger RNA of Rhagoletis pomonella (apple maggot), 1217 nucleotides long. RefSeq names its product ribonuclease P protein subunit p29 (gene Pop4). Gene Ontology annotation, molecular function: ribonuclease P RNA binding. Gene Ontology annotation, biological process: rRNA processing; tRNA 5'-leader removal. NCBI's taxonomy places the organism in Eukaryota, Metazoa, Arthropoda, Insecta, Diptera, Tephritidae. Gene Ontology annotation, cellular component: ribonuclease P complex; ribonuclease MRP complex. The coding region runs from base 273 to 899 and encodes 208 amino acids. The transcript is spliced from 2 exons. The record is from RefSeq and is a predicted model, not a curated record.